UUGUUUAUUUAGGCUGGACAGAGAGGGGGGAGGGGAGGAAGGAAGCUGCACUGAGGCCGAGCUAUCUUUCUCUGCCCGCACACAACUUCUCAGAUCCAAAGCCGAAAGGAAUCGCGCGAAGCACUUGUCCUAAAUGCUCGCCGCCGCUCGCUCCUGCUCCUGUUACUGCUGCUAGGUUCCGCGGAGAUGCGGGGCGUCAAGGCGGACGGCGGUGGCGGCGCUUCCGCCUCCUCCGGCGCAGAUAGUUUUGAUGCUGGGCAGUAUGCUUUCUUCGGAAGGGAGCCGCACGAAGGGGUCGAGCUAGGUUGCUUGGAGGUUGAUGGUGGCGAUGUCAAUGGUGGUGGAUUCAGCGGAGCGGAAGAUGGGUUGUACCGGCUCUCCUCGGUUGGAGAAGAGAUUGAGAGUUUAAGUAACUUGUCGGACGUUGAUGAUCUUGCAAGCACUUUUGCAAAGUUGAACCGAACUGUUAGUGGAACACGUAAUCCUGGUGUCAUUGGUGACAGAAGAUCCAUUUCAAGAGGAAGUUCUUUUACUGUUGAUUGGGAUGAGGAUGUAGAGUUUCCUAACUGGCAAGAUCAGGAUAUAUUAGAAAAUGAGGAGUUCCAGGAAGGUCAAAAAAGAUGGUGGUCGCAGUCGCAUUCCUUGGUGCAUCAAGGGGACUCCAUGCCAUUGAGCCGAACAUCUUCCUAUCCUCAGCAGCCACUGCAGCAUCGUUCAAGUGAACCUAUCGUAGCACCAAAAUCUCCUUCAUUUACCUCGUUUCCGCCACCAGGUGGUAGAUCACCAUAUCCUGCUCAGGGUCUUACACGUCAUGGGAGCAUCCCGUCAUUUGGAGCUGGGCUACAAAUGGGUUCUCCUAGCAUGCCACUGCCAGGUUCUCCGUAUCAUAUGGCUGGAUUACCUCAUGGACUACCAUAUGGAGGAGGCAUGCCUUUUGCCGGUCCUAACCUGUCUAUAAACAAUUCAAUGCAAACUCACUGGUCAAACCAAGCCAACCUAUUCGCUACGGAGCACCUUAAUCUACUGCCAAACUUAUUGCAGAAACAGAUAUCGCUUCCGAAUAACCCAAUGUCAUCAUUGCUAUUUUCUCAGCAACAACAGAGAUUAGCACAGCUCCAACCAUCCCAUCAGAAUUACCUAAAUAUACCACCCCACCUAUUCUACCAUCAUCACUCCCCAGAGAUAACAGGCAGGUUUGAUUCUGCUAGCAGUCUUCCUUCGUCAAGAGACAAGAGAUCAAGAUCAGGAAGGGGGAAACACAGUUUACGUUUUUCUCAACCACCAUCUGAUAUUGGUAGUCAAAAUGGUGAUACUGGUGGACUAAAGUUUAGAUCCAAGUACAUGUCAUCUGAAGAGAUCGAGUCUAUAUUAAGAAUGCAGCACUCAGCAAGUCACAGCAGUGAUCCUUAUGUUGUUGAUUAUUACCAUCAAGCUUGCAUGGCCAAAAAGGGUUCCAAUUCUAGGCAAAAGGCCAACUUCUCCCCAACAUCAAUGAAAGACUUGCCGUCCAAGUCCCGGUCAAGCAGUGACCAGCAUGCAUAUCUUCAGGUUGAUGCUCUUGGGAGAGUUUCUUUCUCUUCCAUACGCAGGCCUCCGUCUCUUCUUGAAGUUGACCUUCCUUCAUCAGGUGAGUGUUCUCAUGAUCAGAAGUCUACUGUGAGGCCUCUGGAGAAAGAACCAAUGCUGGCAGCCAAGGUCACUGUUGAAGAUGCCCUUGGUCUUCUUCUUGAGGUGGACGAUACUGACAGGAUGCUGCAGUCUAGUCAGGCACAGGACAACAGUUUCCAACUGAGGCGAAGGCGACAAGUCCUCCUUGAAGGUCUAGCUGCAUCACUUCAGCUUGUUGACCCUCUUGGCCCCAGCAAAUCUGCUCAUUCAUCUUCUUUAGCCCCUAAGGAUGACAUUGUCUUUCUUCGAAUAGUUUCUCUCCCCAAAGGUCGUAAGCUUCUGGCUCGUUACCUCCGACUUCUUGUUCCUGGAAGCGAGUUAACCAGGAUUGUAUGCAUGGCUAUUUUUCGACACCUGAGGUUCUUGUUUGGGGGAUUACCAUCAGAUUCUAGUGCAGCAGACACAACAAUUGCUCUGGCAAAGACUGUUUCGUCUUGUGUUCACCACAUGGAACUCGGUGCUCUUUGUGCUUGCCUUGCUGCAGUUGUUUGUUCCUCUGAACAACCACCUCUCCGCCCUCUUGGCAGCCCUGCUGGUGACGGGGCUUCUCUUAUCAUUAAAUCAGUACUGGAUCGAGCAACUGAGUUACUGACUGAUCAUCAUGCCGUGUCCAGCUAUACUCCGUCGAACCGAGCCCUCUGGCAGGCAUCUUUUGAUGCUUUCUUUGGGCUCCUUACAAAAUAUUGUCUCAGUAAGUACGAAAGCAUUCUGCAGAUGUUUGUCAUGCAGGGAUCAGGUUCUGCAAUUGGAUCCGAAGCCUCCCAAGCAACUAGCAGGGAGAUGCCAGUUGAGCUUCUACGCGCAAGCCUUCAUCAUACAAAUGAACAGCAACGCCAGAUGUUGCUUGAUUUUGCUCAGAGAACCACGCCAGCAACCGGUUUUAAUCCCCCUGGUCCUAGCGGUGGACACAUCACUUCUGAAUCUGUUCCUGGUUGAUAAUAGCUAAAGACCUCGAUGCAGAUUGUCAUCAGAUGGUGAUUCUUAUAUAUGGAGACAUGCAUGCCCCCUUCAUAAGGCGCGAGCUUGGAGAAGUUCCAUGGGCUCGGGACAUUAGCCUUCUUCAGAUUGUGACUUUUAAGUGUAGGUUUCAGAUUAAUCUCAUAGACAAAAAAGAAGAAGAAAGUUUCCCUUUCUGUGGGUCCAUUUAAUAUAGCACCCACCCACCUGUUGAUCACAAUAGACUUAUGGAGAGACAUGUACUUAUAAUGUUGUAAAUCUGUGCAGUGAUGAACUGGUCAGCUCGUUGGGGCAAUCUAGUUUUUAGCAUUUAUGUGCCCCAGUCAAGAAGACCGUAGUGAGCGGUAGUGCUGUUGUACAGGUUCGAUUACUAGGGCCUUCCUGUCUGUUGUUUUUACUGAGAGUGGAAGGUGCCAAGUGUCAGUUGUGUAGCCUGCCUGGUCUGGUCUGUUUUAAUUAGGACCAGAUGUGUUGGAAUAAUGGGUAAGUGCUAUCUUUAGGCUUUUCUGGAAAGAUAUUUUCUUCUAGGUAGCCUUGGAAGACUAUACAUGUGUAUGUCCCAGGUAUCCACUAAUAUUAUAGUGGAGUACUGGAAUUGGAGGUAUACCUUUUCUUUCUGCAUUACCA
Messenger RNA from Brachypodium distachyon (stiff brome), 3252 nucleotides. RefSeq names its product protein PAT1 homolog 1. The transcript is spliced from 5 exons. Bases 187 to 2604 code for a protein of 805 amino acids. Gene Ontology annotation, biological process: P-body assembly; deadenylation-dependent decapping of nuclear-transcribed mRNA. Gene Ontology annotation, molecular function: RNA binding. Gene Ontology annotation, cellular component: P-body. NCBI's taxonomy places the organism in Eukaryota, Viridiplantae, Streptophyta, Magnoliopsida, Poales, Poaceae. The record is from RefSeq and is a predicted model, not a curated record.